Molecule: messenger RNA, 1039 nt
Organism: Chaetomium strumarium
Lineage: Eukaryota; Fungi; Ascomycota; Sordariomycetes; Sordariales; Chaetomiaceae
Product: ras family-domain-containing protein
Exons: 5
Coding region: 265-906 (213 amino acids)
Biological process (GO): exocytosis
Cellular component (GO): recycling endosome; Golgi apparatus
Molecular function (GO): GTPase activity; GTP binding
Source: RefSeq, a predicted model, not a curated record
GCCACGGCGCUCAUCCAUUUUUGCGCUUCAUUUGAUUCGGGCUUCUCGAUCGAGUCGAUUCCGCUCGAGUCACGGUUCAAAUCCGGGACGUCAGAUCCUGACACUGCCACCCGGCCGUCAGCACCAACGACGGCCCACCUGCAUGCCGCACCGACCCAUCCCUCCUGACUCUCCUGGACAUCAACACCCUGCACAAAGCACCAGCACAUCAACAUUUCGCGGCACUCACCGAACUGAUUUCGCGCAUAAUUCUUCACCGCAACCAUGGCCAACGACGAAUACGAUUUCCUAUUCAAAGUGGUCUUGAUAGGAGACUCAGGUGUCGGAAAGUCGAACCUCCUCAGCCGAUUCACUCGCAAUGAGUUCAACCUAGAUUCCAAAUCGACCAUCGGCGUCGAGUUCGCGACGAGGUCAAUCCAGAUCGACAAUAAGACGAUCAAAGCUCAGAUUUGGGACACCGCGGGCCAGGAACGGUAUCGCGCCAUUACCUCUGCCUACUAUCGCGGCGCUGUCGGCGCGCUGCUCGUCUACGACAUCAGCAAGAGCCUCUCAUUUGAGAACGUGACCCGGUGGCUGAAGGAAUUGCGGGACCAUGCGGAUAGCAACAUCGUCAUUAUGCUCGUGGGUAACAAGACCGAUCAGCGGCACCUGAGAGCCGUGCCGACAGAGGACGGCAAGAACUUCGCGAGCGAGAACGGGCUUUCAUUCAUCGAGACAUCCGCGCUCGAGGCUACCAACGUCGACCUUGCCUUCCAGAACAUCCUGACCUCCAUCUACCAAAUCGUGUCGAGCAAGAGCCUGGCUGAGGAAGGAGCAGACGUCGGCAAGAAGUUCGAUCCAAGGGAAGGGAACAACAUCACGCUCAGUCAGGAAGGCGGCAAGGAGGAAGCCAAGGGCUGCUGUUGAUUACUGGUUCUGGCAUGAUUGCUCAUGUCGUCACUUAUGUCUGAUACGAACUGGGGAAAUUCUUACGGCACGGGGGGACACGGAUCUGCUAAACCUUGGGAUGUUGGCGGGUGAAUUCUUUGAGAGGUUUAUU